Messenger RNA from Eucalyptus grandis, 697 nucleotides. RefSeq lists its product as uncharacterized. The record is from RefSeq and is a predicted model, not a curated record. Gene Ontology annotation, molecular function: structural constituent of ribosome. Gene Ontology annotation, cellular component: ribosome. The coding region runs from base 102 to 437 and encodes 111 amino acids. Gene Ontology annotation, biological process: translation. Lineage: Eukaryota; Viridiplantae; Streptophyta; Magnoliopsida; Myrtales; Myrtaceae. The transcript has 2 exons.
UAGUCACGCGCGCGCGCCGCUUCACCGCCGUCCCCGAGAAUUUCACCCAAAAAUUGGAGUCGCAUGGGGGACGCCGGAAAGAGGCAAAAACCCUAGGCGAAAUGAACCACCUCGCGCGACGAGCGUCCUCCAUCCUGCAGCGGCCGAGCUGGGCUUCCUGCGGCGGCGGCGGCGGCGGCGGCCACCUUAACCACCAGCAGUCGCGGGGGAUCCGAGUGAAGGUCCUGAAUGGCAACCUCGAGCAGGCCCUCGGCUUCAUGCAGCGGACGAUGCAGUCGAGCGGGAUCGAGCGCCUGAUCAAGCGCGAGCAGACGCACCACCUCAAGAACUCCGAGAAGCGCGUCCUGGCCCGCAAGCUCCUCGAGCGCAAGAUCCGGUCCCAGGACCUCGCUCGCAAGCUCAAGGCCAUCCUCAUCAAGAAAGUCAGGGGUCUAUAGGAGUGUUAUGCAGCAGUUUGUUACCAUACGUGAGGACUCAAUUUUCUCAGCUUCGCGAUAUGUAGAUCUCUUCAAUUAAAGGAUUCUAUGAAAGAACAUUUUUGUUACAAUAAUGUCAGCAAUGAAAUUUUCAUUUGAUGGAUUGUUGGAUUUGUUGCUUGAUACGCAUAUGUCUUGUUGUCAUGGUUAUUUGUGGACCAUUCAUAAGCUGGAGUUUCUUGACGAUGUGAGGAUUUGUAUGGACUGAGAUGAAUUUGCCA